ACCUGUGGGCUCUGGCCAUGCCAUCACAGAAGAACAGAGUAUGCUCCAUGUAUUUGGACCAUUGAUUAAUUCACCACGGACUUUUUCUAAGGGAACUUUUGCCUCCUGAUUAUUUGGGAGAAACUGUAACUUUGAAAAACAGUACUGAGGCAACCCAGUUGAACUGGAUUGCACCAGGCUUCGUAGGCAGCAUCCAUUACGUGCUGUCCCCCCUUUGAGCCAUUUCCAUGCCAGUGAAACAUUGUGCUGAAGGUGGAGUCUACUGGAAUCCUACUCGUCCAGGGGGUCCCCCAAGUGGCUGCUCUUCUGGGCAAUAGUCCAGUCAGAUUUGCUAGUAGCUCAUGGUUGGCUUCCGUCCAUCUUCCUCAUUCACCCUUUGUAUUUUUUUUCUCCUUUUUGGUAAUGGGAUGUCUACAGAACUUCUCUUCUUUGUGAUCCUGUCCGUUGCUAUGCCACGGACAAGUGAUGGAGCAACAAGUUAUUUGCCUCCUUGCUGUGAAAAUAGCCAAAGCAUUCCUGGAUGGCUUUGAACUGCGUUCUAUGUACGAUGACUGCCUAGGGGUUUCAAAUGGGCAGAGGGAGAGGGUAUCUUUUGUGUGGCAGUGUUGGAGAAUCAGCUCUUUCUAUGUUCAGAAACAGGGCACAGUGUGCAAAGUUUCUUUUAUAAAUGGAAAACUUAGGCUUUCUCUGUAUUAAGUUCAGAGCGUUUUUGUCUUCUGAAAGCCCUUGUGACUUGAGGGAUAGACUUUCUUGUAGCUCUUCCUUUCUGUUGCUCACAGAUUAUCAUUUUUUGUUGUUGUUUUUGGUUUUUUUUUAAACACAAUUUACUUAAAAGAGCUUUUUCUUUUAAUUUGGCAGGUGCUUUAAGGUAUACGAACUAAGGCUUUCUGUAGCAAGAAUGAUUUGAAAUGCUAUGACUGAACUGUAAGCAAAUGUGAUUGACUUUACAGGUACAUCAUGCGUUCUCAUUUGAGAUGGCUGUGUUGGGUUCUUCACCAGCCUGUCAUGGUGCCCCUUGCCAGCAGGUCCUGUGGCAGCCUGACGCUGUCAGUGGGGAGUUAGGGUUGGCCCAGAGCUGGAGUCAGAGCCGCUUUUGUAUCUGUCCAUACCUGCUCUUGUCAGUGAGAUUUUGGUUAAUUGACACCUCUCAGCAGCAGCUUUUCCUUACUAACCUACAGCCCAGGUAUUGGAUACCAGCAGUGUUGGACUCAUGGACCUGUCUCCCACUUAAAUGUUUUUUUGGGCUUCUAUUUUGUAUUAAGCUGAGUCAAAAGUGAAUUCAUGAGCACCAGGAGAUGCUCAGACUGUUCCAGCUUUUGAAAUGCCUGUCGGAGGAAAUGCUGUGCUUCAAUAGGGAAUGGCGUCAGGUCAGAUUUGCCAAACUGCAGACUUGUGUCAUUCUCCUCUAGAAGCAUCUCCUACCAGAACUUGUCUGAGAUGGUUGAGUUGGUUUCAGUGUAUGUAAGCAAACUUGGCAGUAUUAGUAUACAAAAUCCCAACAGUGAAAUACAUUUACUCUUACCUUGUUCAGCCUAAAUAAUCUGAAGUCUUUCUUUCCCUUCCUGCUUUGAGGGGAAGGGGUAGAAGUGCUGGAGCUCUCAAAUCAAGCUUCCUCCUUUAAAACACAAGGAAAGCGUGAACAAAAGCAAACAAACCCUUUGGCCAACCAGCUCUAUUGUGUGCUUAAUACAGGAUCAGACUCGGUGUAGUACUUCAGACUUGGUGCUUGAAGCACUUAUGUACAGACAUGAUCGUACUCAAACAGGGCACGAUGGUUUUGGAACUCACUUUUUUCUUCUUGAUGCCUGUGUCAGGUCUUGCUGCUAUCUCGGUGUUCUGGAAGGAGAUAAAACCUUAGUGCCGAGUCACAGUGUUGCCCUUGCAGCUGGUGUUGUCAUAUCCCUAAUGGAAAAUACCAGCAUCAUUGGGUCAGUGUCCUUGCUGUUGGAAUCCUGGUUGGUUGAGCGUCUGGGCAGCACAAGGCAGCCAGGAUGGGGUGCUCAGCUGCUGGCCCUGCUCUGAAGGCUUGUGUUGGCAGGUGAAGGUUUCAGCCUUGUAGAUCAAGGCAUCUCACAACUGUUUUGUCAGGGAAUUAUUUACAAUUUCAUGGGGUUUUUUUCUUCAGUUGCUUUGAAUAUGGGCUUACAUUCCUUUAUUCUGGAGUGGAGAUACGGAGUCCUUUGCACGUUUCCUGUUGAAUUAGUCUCUUAGAGUAUAUUUGCUUGAAAAGAGUUUUCUUGGACCACAAAUAGCAGAGGCAGCAGUGUGCUGUCCUGGUCAAGUAAAUGAAUGUUAAGGUUUAUAACCUGCCCUUUUCAGAUUUCUAAUGGUAUAUUGCUGUUUUCUGGUCCAGCUUUGGAACGGCAGCCAGUACAGCUGCAGCUCAUUGCUCAACAUGACAAAAAUCAGUGUUAAUAUUGUGACAUACAUCCAAAACCUGUCCCGUUAUCGUGCAGAUAAUGGUUAGUUCUCAGGAAGACUGAACCUGUGCAGAGUCUUCAUGCCUUGGUCCCUGGUACCAGCAGUCCCACGUAUAUGCAACCUGUACUGUGUUCUGUCAUGCAGAGGAGCCGUUUAUAUCUACUGUAUUACAGCAGUUGAAAUAUAUUUUCCUAUUAGAGGAGAAAACAACAGUCUUUGCCUGUUUCUUUCCCAAAGCUGUGGAUUGGUUUGGGGUUGUUCUCCUUGGGGAGGUGGGGGGGAGCUGCUGUGAUGCUUCCAGAAUGCAGGGCUGGCAGUGCUCUGUUUCUAUAGUGAUGGAGUCGGUGAGGAGCUGGUAAUAGCUGGUAGAUUGUCCGUUAUUGAAAACAUCCUUGGUGAAGCAUAAGGAAACCCAAGCAUCUCUUCGCCAUGCCCACCAAUGGGAUGCCAGUUCCUGGACCAAAGGCAGAUGGAAGGAAAAUGAGCCAUUCCUUGUGCAUGGGAUCUGUCAGCAAGGACCGUGCAGAGAUCCCUGUUUUAAGGGGUACACCGAGGAUGCUGGACCGCAUCAGGCCUGUUUCUUCCUCCCUGGAGUAUAGUUUUGUUCCAGAAGAGGUUUGCCGAGCCCUGACCUGUGCCAGCAGUUCUCUUGGCAGCCCAGACUUACAGUCCCACCGAAAAACAAAGAACAUAGAGGGUGUCAGGGGCUGCCUGCAAAGCCCAGAUCGGCUUUGGCAUUAUCCUAAUCGUCGGAGCAAGUACAGACACCUGACAGACCACCCUGUCAGUUUGACAGGCGCUGGAAGGGAUGUCUCUUAUUUGUGUGACGUCGUGCUGAUCCAAGAAGACAAGAAAACAGUGGGUCUCAAAAGCUCUUUUCCUCAUAGUGCUCAGGAACAAAGCAGUGGUCCAGCCUCAAGUACUUCUCAGGCAACCCUAUUAGAUAGUCUGGUUCCUGAGGAAUUUCACAUCGUGAGAAAACAGGGAGUUGUGCCCUUGAAGUACUUUGAUGAUAAAUAUACAACUCUGCUUGAAGACAGUGAGAAGAGACUACGUCUGUUCCCAUCCAUGAAACCUGGUGGGAGGUUGGAGGUCAUACAACUGACAGAGGCCAUGGACAGCAUGUUGGAAAAAGCUGGAGUAGAUGAGCUGAUUGCAGUAACAGGACCUUCACAGCUGCACAAUAUGCUGGAGCUGAUGAAGGCGGAGCAGAACAUUUACAACAUAGUUUUCCAUGAGCUGAUUCGGCAGGUCAGCGUGGACUGCAUGGAGAGAGGACAGCUGCUUUCUAAACUCAGACAGAGGUAUGUGGAUCUCCUGGAACGUGUUCCUCAGCUGAUGAAGGCGCUUUACAAAAAAAUGAUGGCUCAGCAGCUGGUUGACAGGCAUAUUACAGAAGAACUACUCUAUUUUAAGGAGUGUGUUGCGCAGCUGGCCAGUGAGUUAUAUGAGAUACGAGAACGUGACUGCAGGGUGACCAAAGAAGCAGAGAAAGCCCAAGAGGAGCUAGCUGCAGCCAUGCGAGAGGCACAGGCUAAUGCAAACCUUCUGGAGCAGUAUCGAGAGUUAUAUGAGUUACAGAGGAGAAGGCUGGAAGAGCAGGUUCUGGCAGUAGCUCGGGAGAGAGACAUUUGGAGCUCAGCUGCAUGUGACCUGGCUCUGAAGAUAAUAGAAAGAAACCAGCUCACAUCGCUUCGCAGACUCCAUAUUGGUGGGAAGGCUCUGGACAAAAUUCUCAAGCACUUCAUAAUCCUUUUGGCUUCAAAGGAUCUGAGAGACCUCGCUGAUCUACAGGAGGAGACCGAGCAGUUCAAAGGAAUAUUAGGUCAUGUUGGAUCAGAGAUAGAGCAUCUGGAGGAAUCCAGCAAAGAAAAACUGCAACUUGUGUGCAGGAGCCUCAACAAGUGGCUUCAGUACCAUCACAGUAACUUUUCCUUUCAGAUGAAUGAAGAGCUAUUGGAUGAAAUCUCAGAAGAUAUGAAGCUCUUAAUAAAUAUGCUGAAGGAAGACACACAGCUGUAUACAGGGGAGGCGAAUAUAGCCAAGACUGAAAGCCUCAAGAGUGCUGCCAGGAUACAGAAACACUGGACAGAGUUAGGAGAAACGGUGCUGAGUCGACACCGGGACUUAACUGGAGCAUUGCUUCCACAGCACGCUGCCCUGGAAGAAAUAAACCAAAGAGCAUGUGAACUCUAUCAGCAAUAUAAUACAAGGAUAAGUGGGAAUAAUGGCACAGUCAUAUUUUUGACAGACUUGGUGAGAAGCAUGGAAGAUUGGUUAUUCAAGGCUCAAAAGCUAACGCGAGGUUCUGGCAUGCAUGAAACUGAACUGCAGGCAUUUUAUCACAUGAUUCCUUCAUGGUUGGCCCAAGUGGAUGCAUUAAUGAGCAUUAUAGGCUCCAGCCAGUUGCAUAAAGCUAAAAAUGAUAUGGAACCGCAUUGCCCGGUGGUACCUAGAGACUUAUUUAAGAUGAUUCACCAAUGGAUUUUGUCCAUGAAUGCUCAGGUUGAGAAGACCACCAUGCAUCUUAAUGAAGAAGUGACUGAACUGCACAGGAACUUGAUCCUGUGGCUGGUGAAUUUGCUGCGAUACAUGGUUGAGGAUCGUUUGUCCUCUGAGUGUCCAGAGGAACCAGAAUCAGACUUUGAGAUGGUUGAGGAGCUCAGACUUCAGGGUGUUCGUGAACUACAGGAAGAAGCAGAAGAGCUGGUUGCCAAGAUGUGUGAACUGUCCGGUUCUAUAUCCAGCUGCUGCCAUGGGAUUGUCAGCGCACUUGUUCGAAAGAAACGGUCAGAGAAGGAUUCAGAAGCUGAUUUUGAGCUAGAGGAGCUGAAUAAGCUCAAGACUGAGUGCUGUAAUUGGAUUCAUGUGUGUAGCCUUCUCCUUUCAGAGAUCAAAGGCACUCCAGUCACCUUUCUGCAUUUAGAGGAACUGAAAAACCUCUUUGGAUCAGAGGAAUUGCAAUUGAAGCUUAAGGACACUAUCGUUUCUUCAACUCAAGAAGAGCUUAAAGCUGAUGAUGCCAACAGCAAAAAGAAACCAAUAGCAGAGAAAGGAACACCAACAGUAGAAGAGAAAAUUGUCCUUAUGCAGGAGCAGCCAGGUGCUAGUACAGAUGAUAUGAGUGAAGGUGAUGAAGCUACUGCAGACGUGAUCAGAUAUGUAGGACAAGACUUCAACAUCCACCUGAAGUCCCUGAAGUCAGACAUCAUUUCAGUUACAGGGAGAGAGAUGACUGCCAGCAAGGCAUCAACUCCCUUUUCUCAGAAAGAGUUUGAAGCUCUGGCACUGCUGGAACAUCUACAAGUGCAGCUUCUAGAAACAGAAACCCGUGCUCAGAAUGCAGAACAAAGAUCUGAAGACUUUGAGAAGAAGCUGGUAGAAGCUCUGGAGAAAAUCCAGGAGCUAGAGAGGGAACUGGAGGAGAGGGACGAAGUGGUCCCAGAACCAACACCUAAAGAAGGGCAAGAAAACUGUUUACAAGAAAGCUUACCUGAAGGGGAAGGCUGCUCAACUCCCAAAGCCCCCAGCUCUGGCCAGCCCAAGCAACGCAGAAAAACAAAGAAUAAAAAAUAAGAAUACCUGGGCAGUUUUUUGGUCUGGGCUGCCUUCCCUCCUGCCUCCAGUCCAGUACCUGCUGGUGGGCUGCCCAUAGACCAGCCAUCUUGCUCCUCCCUGAGCAUUUCUGGGAGAACUCUUAGAGCAUAGGUGAGUCCUUGUUGUCUUUCACACUUUCUGGGAGCUCUGUGCUGUCUGUGAUGACGGUGCUCACUCCUGGAGGGCUGCGGGUAGCUGGAGAGACCAGAUUCGUGGGAUCCAAAGGUAAGGGCAAGAUGAAGGCAGCAGGUUUCUCUGCAGCAAGGGAGUGCAGUGCAUGAAGGUAACGGAGCUGAGCAGCAGCAGGGGCACUGGACAGAAUCUCAGCUGCCAUCCGCAGGGACUCAGAAGCAGCCUUCUCCCCCUCAGCAGCAAUCACCUACCAAGGAGGAGAGUGAUAUUUCUGUGAGGCAGGGACUAAGGGGUAUGGACUAUUUAUUACAGAGGGAGGUUGCUACCAUGAACUUUCCACAGGGCCCCUGUGAUUGUAACAUCCCUGUUGUCCCGAUCAUGGCACAUACUAGACCUCAUGUCUAAUUUGCUUUAACUAAAGCUACAUGAACUUUGAGUGCUACUAGUUCUAUCAGAGCUUACAACUGGGUAUAUGCAUGCUUCAAAAGCAUGUGAGAGGGCAGCCCACAAGCUAAGCUUGUGAGAAUACUGGACACAAAUCCUACCUAGGCUCAGUGUAAGGUAUGGAAGACAGCACUAUGUGUGGGGUACACGACAGUGGUGGCAGCCCAGCUCUGCCCUCCUGGCUGGGUCUCUAAGCAUGAGUGAAACCCAGAGAAGGGAGUGGUUCUCACAGGCAUUGUGGGUCAGGGAUGACACCAGACCUCUUACGUGUCUUUCUGGCCUGUGUAUAGGUACCAGACCUGGGAUUCCACUGGGCUGGCCCAUGCUUUUACUGCAGCUCACCUUGCUUGACACAGCUCUUGAACAGGAUAUGAAGAUCUUGAACAGAUCUUCCCAGAGCUGAUACCCUAGUGUGGCAUGUUCCAAGGACCUCAAACCAGGGUGGGAAAAGGAAAGAGGGAUGCUUUGGAAGUAGACGGGAGUUAUUCGGUGUUGGCAUACCCGCACUUUGGCCUGCCUCUGGGCUUCUGCUUCCACAGCCAAGGACUGCUGGACUUCAGCAGGCAGCUGCACGUUGUUGCUGUGGUAGUGAAGGAUAAGGAUUAGCGGGGCUCUAGGCUCAUCUGACAGCCCUGUACUGCCCUCUAGGGCUUAGAACGGGCUCACAGAAUGGACUCUACAGAUGUUCAGGAACAUCCAUUGCUCUCUGCAUAUCCCUCUGUGGAUGACUCCCUUUAGCAUUCUACUUUAAUUUCCAUCUUUCUUUUCCAGCCUGGUUUUGUACAGAUCCAAGAUGGAAUCAUUAGAAGAUAAUUAUCAUGAUAACUAGAUCAUCAGUGAUGUACAUGAUCGCUAGGCAGCAGAGAGGCCUUUUCUAUUUGUGCCUCUGAGGCUUGAACUUCAUGCUUAUGAAGUCUGUGACAUAUCAGAGGAUCCACUUGGAGACUGCUCUCAAGACAGCCACAGGAACUGCCUUCUCUUUACAGAUUUGCUUCUCUGCUGCCUGGCUCUCUACGUGAUGACCAAGUCCCACCUUUUUCUACAGCCUUCUGAGAGUUGAGCCCAACCACUGCUAAGACCCUGAGUCCUUUGAUCUAGAGUGGGACACAAGUUCAGUGCCAGCUGUGACUCUCAGACUAACAGAAUUGGGUACAAACUCUGCCUACAGAAGAGUUGAUGAGAUCCCACCUAAGAAUUCUGCAUCUGUCUGUCAGUGUAGGAGCACGUACCAUCUUUGCACAUGAAAGUUUUAUGUGGGACAGAGGUUUGAAAGGGGUGGUGAAAACAAGGAAGUAAGGAAUGCAGAAUAGCUGCAGGGAGAGAGCCAGGGGCAAAGACGAACCAUGAGCAAGGCAGAAUGGAUACUUGCAAAAUGGCAAGGAAGUCUCCGCUACCAGCACUUCCUACCUACAUUUCUGUUCUCUCCACUUUGAUCCCCCAGCAGCCUGUAACCGCAUCCAAAGCCACCUGUCAAAAGGAAGAUAUUUGAGAACACAAGGAGAACACAAGCCCUUGUCCAGGCCCUCAAAGGGACUUAGACAGUCCAGGAACAUUAAUUCAAGGCAGUAAGGCAGAUUUAUUAUAUUCUGAGUGCAGGCUCUUGGAAAUAAAAAUUAUACCCCUCAUUUCUGAUUUGGAUUUGCCCUGAGGGUUUAGUACGAUUUAGCUAGUCGUCCAUGCUGGUUAGACUGUAGAAUCAAUCCACUUCCAUAGGAAACAUUCAGCUCCUGACUGAUAUAUUCAUGUUUAUGUGUUGUGGCCACAGAGAACUGCUUCUGAAGAUCCCAUGUAUUCAGGGUUUAUGGCAUCUCUCUCACAAUGCAGAAAACCAUUCUCAUGAGAAAAUCGUCUCUGGAAUAAGCACAGAACCUGAGAAGUUCAGAGAAGGCUCGAUGUGCCAGGAGGCGCUUUGUGGUGGUCUGCACCAGCAGCUGGAUGGCACUGGAGAUGCUGGUGAGGGUGGUGAGGAGAAGAGAGGCAUUCUCCAAACGGUAAUAGCAGACAGCAUCUAUCUCCAGUGUAACCAUGUCUUUAGUUACCACCUAAGCAGAAGAUAUGAAACAAGAUGAAUAUGGUUCUGACAAUUUUAAGGUAGCACAGAAAAGUACACACGUAUGGGAAAGAAGAAAAGUUAGGUGGCUGUGUCUUUGUAGUUACCAACCCUGCUGCUCUGACCUUAGGCAGUAUGUACCCCCCAGUGUGAUGGGUAAAAACUGCUCUAAAAUCCAUAGCCCAGCCACUUCCUAUUGGUUACCACUAAAGCUUAUCAAAUUGAAUGGGAUCAAAAGCAAUGGCUUUAAAAUGGCAGGGAGGUAAAGGAUAUUUCUCAUCCAUUCACAGGAAUCCAGCAGCUAAGGCUUUGCCAGAGUGGCUUGAUGUAAGAUCAUCAGUGAAAUAACCUAAGAACUGGCAACAUUUAAUGCUAUCUUGUGGCCAGUGGAGUGACAUGGAACCAGAAUCAGAGCUGUCAUCAAGCACAGCAUGACCAGAUAAAGAGACCCAAGAAUUAACAUAAAGAAGGGAUGGUAGUCGUACCUGGUGGAAGGGGAUCUCUAGGGUUUUGAGGCGGAGGUCCACUUUGUGAUAUGUGUCCAGGCAGGGAAGGUAAAAGAAAAGACCUGUGGGAGAAAAAGAAAGUCUUUGGGUGAUCAUCAAAACCACAGAAAUUGCUUCUUCAGCUCUAGGGAGCGGUAGAGGGGAUGGUGUACAGAACUAUGAAGGAAUAGCAAUAUAUAGGUUCAAAUUGUGGGUCUACUUCUGUAUUGGGAAAAGCCAUUGGAAGCUGACGGACCUAAGAACGACAUUGUGUCUCGUGGUUAACUAUACCUGCCUGGAGGGUACCAGAACAAGAGCUUUGGUAGAGCAUGAUGAAGAGGGACAAAAUGGCUGGGGGGAGCUCAGUAAGCAUCUUACCAGGCCCUCUGGCCCUGCCAGGAAGGAGAUGCCCAAGCCGGAAAACAAUGGCUCUCUCGUACUCCCGUACUACCUGCAGAGGGAAACAAAAGCUUGGCUGGAGCGGAAGGCAUAGGACUGGGAAAAAAAGCCUCACCGGGCUGUGCAUAGGAAGACUUCUGUUCUGGUAAUGCCCUUUGAAAGGAGGAUUUCAGCAGAUCAGGUCAGCAUUCCUGCUGUAUUAUGGUUUGGCUGAAAUUGAACACCUUGAGCUUAAUCUAUUUCCUGAGAAGCACUAAUUAAAGUAUGUCUACUUGUAAUCAUGCCAUAAAUCAGAGAAAACUGGAGGAAGAGGAAAAAUCUGCUAUUAAUUGAAAGAUCAAUCUGCCUUUAAAUUUGUAACACCAAAUCUAUUUCAGCCUGCUGCUGCAAUGCAACUAUCUCUGGAUUGGGAGAGCUGAAGAUUAUGUUUAAAAGUGAGCAGACCUGCAAUCUGUUUAAUAACAAGAAGCUAAGCCAAAGCUGCUUACGACCAACACAUGCUGGUCAUAUCAGACACCAAAUCCAACAUCUGAAGAGGCAUCAUGCCUAUUCUUACCUUCAUGCAGAACCAGACAGAUAUGGGGAAAGUCAUGAUGAUGAACAGGAAAGACAAUAUAGUCAGAAGCCACUCACAGAUGUUGAGACCAGGAGACUUCAUACCUAGGGGGAAAUCCAACAUGACUGUGUUAGGAAAACAGACAUUUGCUAGACAGCACUGAUCUGCCUGUACUGACUGUAGAAGCUGGCCGGAGCUUCCAUUAACCUGUCCUGAGGACAAUUACUUAUCUGUGCAAGGUAUGAUAGCACUCACCAUGCAGAAAGCAAAGUCACACUGUCACCCACACAGUGUCAAAGAGCCCGUAGCUUUUCUGCCCCUUCCCUUCUAUAAAUCAUACCUUCUUCUUGAUGCUCGCUGUCCAGCAACAUCAUUGCCUCCAUUUCUUCAUCAGAUAUCACAUCAUCCACAUCCACCACUGUGGAUGUGUGCACCCUACCAUCAGUCCCUACAGCGCUCUUAAUCUCCUUUUUCUCCUGCCUUAUAUCUCCUGUUUCUUUGCUGGCUUCUUUGCUUCUCUCCCUCUUCUCCUGUUUCCUCUGUGUAGCUGGAGACUGUCUCUUUCUCCUAUGGGACUCCCUGGAAGAGCUUCGAGAUCUCUUAUCCAUCCUCAUCUGAUUCUCAGCACCGAGGAGCACACAGCUUCCUAUGGGGCUGGAAUGAAUCCCUGCUUGAAUUUAUUGCUGCAGGCAGAAAAUCCAGGCAGGGGAGGAGAGAAGAGGAGGUGUCAGAUCAAGGAGGCUUGAUCAAGGUUACCACAAGCUUGUCAGAUGUAAUGGACAGUGAAGUGAGCAAGCUGUUUCCCUCCUGCUCUGCUCUCAUCUCACACAGCUGUUGAAAUGAUACAGAACGUUAGACCUGAACAUGGUGAACUCCAGGAAGACAUUCUGCUUGUACCUUCCUGCCUUUGGAAAUCAAAUGCAUGCAAUCAAAA
Messenger RNA from Coturnix japonica (Japanese quail), 11018 nucleotides. NCBI's taxonomy places the organism in Eukaryota, Metazoa, Chordata, Aves, Galliformes, Phasianidae. The record is from RefSeq and is a predicted model, not a curated record.